AUGUCGAUAACUUUAAUCGAAAAUUUAUCAAAUGAAUUUUUCUUUGAAAUAUUUGAAUAUGUUGGUGAUUGCGAAAUUUAUCAAGCAUUUUCAAAUCUAAAUUAUCAUUUUCAACAAUUAAUUAAUUCGUUAUUUCUUUUAUUAAAAUUUAAUUUUUAUCAUUUAACAUCUGAUAAUGUCUAUACAAAUACUUAUAAACAACUUUUACUUAAUAAUAAACAUCAAAUACUUUCAUUUCAUAUAACAUUACCAUUAGAAAAAGAUGACUUUUUGUCAUCAUUUUCAAUUGAUUCAUCAUUUGAUCAUUUGAUCAUCUGGAAUCACUUAUCAUCAUUGAUAUUUCAGAAAAUAAUAAAUGAUUUAAGUGAUGUUUAUCGGUUAAUUUUUACUUUGCCCAAAUUGAAAUAUAUUAAAUGUUCUUCAGAAAUAUAUGUUACAUGUGACUUAUUGCCGAUGACUACCAAUGAACAGUUCAGUAAUAUCGAAUAUUUUAUUAUUGAGCAUCCUUUUGCUUUUAAAGAACUUUGUACUUUAAUAUCUUAUGUACCACAACUUCGUCAUUUAACAUUUUCAGGUCUAACCGACGAGGAUAUUAACAUUAAAGUUAUUAAAUCAAUAACAUUAUCAAAUUUAACUCGUCUUUAUAUCCAAAUAGAUGAAAUACCAGCUGAUAAACUUGAAAUAUUUAUUAAUAAAUUAAAUGCAAAACUCAAAGUAUUAUCAUUAGGAUGUACAUCUGAAGAUAUUGAUUAUCUUAAUGCUAAUCGAUGGGAAAAUUUUAUUUUAAAUAAUUUACCACAAUUAGAAAAUUUUUAUUUUACAUACCAUGCAUAUUUUGGAGAUGAUGAUAUAUCUCCAAUGUAUUUCGGAAUUCGAGAUCAAUUUAUUUCAUCAUUUUGGCUUCAACGACAAUGGACAUUAGAAACUGAAACUGAAUUUGAUACAGUCCAAUAUUCAAUCCGUCCAUAUAAAAAACGAUGGUAUGAAUACGAUAAACAACAUAUCGUAAUAAAUCAACAUUCUAAACCAAUACGAUUGAUUAUAAAAGAUGUAUCUCCUGAAAAAUGGUUUAAAACAUUAUCGAUUAAUCAAUAUAUAGAUCAUGUAUUGGCUGUAACAAAAAUUUAUCAUUUAGAAAUUCAAGAAACAAUUUGUUUUAAUAAAUUAUGUGAAAUUUUAUAUAACUUACCUGAACUUGAUACAUUACGUAUUCAUUCUUUAUCAUUUUCAAAAACAGAUUAUUUAUCAGAUGAAGAACUCGAUAAUGUUAUUGUUUUAUUAAUAAAAUUUAUUUUAACACUUAUGAAAAGUGAAUCUUAUCAUUUAAUUCGAUUAUUAUGUUUUUCGAUUCCAACAGCAGAUGAUAAGAUGGUUAGAAAAUUAGAAACUAUAAUCAUUGUUAAAAAUUUACUUUGGAAUUGUAUGAUUAAACGUAUUGGAGAUAAUAUUUAUGUAUAUUGGAGAUAA
This is a messenger RNA of Rotaria sordida, 1467 nucleotides long. Lineage: Eukaryota; Metazoa; Rotifera; Eurotatoria; Philodinida; Philodinidae. The record is from the annotation of a GenBank genome assembly.